UACGGAAGGAUCCUUUUGGAGCAAGGGAAAGGUGCAAGGUGGGAAGGAGAGAGAGGUGUCAGGUAGGAAGGAGAGAAGCGCAAAUGUAUAUAAGUGACUUGGACCGAAGAAGCUUCAAUGGACUCUCUCUUUGACCCUGAUCAAGAGCGCAUCCUUCCUUUUCAUUUUUUGCCAUCUCCCUUCCCACGCGUGGUCGUGCCGCAUUUCAGGGUCCUGCGUCCUUCCACUUCAACCUUCACCUUCUCGCGACGAGGAACAGAAUCGAGUUACCGUGUCUGUCGGUCGCGUAUUACACGUCGUGACAAUGUCAUAAGAUUGAGAGUUAAGGAUCCGAUUUGCUCUCAAGAAAAAGAUUCAGGACGAAGAGUGUGAUUUUGGUUUUACGUGCAAACUGUGACAUGUUCUUGACAAGAAGUUCCUGACUGUGGGAGAAAUGGAUGCUCGAAGAGCCUUGCCAUUCUUACUGCUAGUGAUUUGCGCAAUCAGCGCGGCCUCUAUCAUCAGGAAUGGCCGGGGUGGCCCUAACAACAUUCGACGCAUUCGCAGAAUCAAUUUGAGCGAAUAUCUUGUUCCACCACCACCGCCGAGACUUCAUCCACCUGGUAGAGUCGCAAGGUUGGUUACCCCUCCACCAACCGAGGGAUCAGGAUACUUUUCGCAGUUCAUGAAUUGGUUGAAUCCCUUCGCUUUUUCAGAAACACUGUUACCUCCACCACCUCCUCCACCGUAUACGGAAACUCCGUAUCCUCCGAAGUUAUCCUCCGUAUCGCCGAAGUUUGUACCUCCUUCAGCUCCAGCGGAGAUCUAUGGCGGUCCCUCUCCUACGACUUACGACAAACCACCUCCUCCUCCAGCUUCUUAUUCGGAAUAUCCUCCCGCGAACAAAGCCAAAAACUGCAAUCCUUGCAACAAAGAACCCUGGAUUCCGAUACAGCACGGUGAAUUUUCUCAUUCGGGAGCUGCUUCCUUCGCCCCGCCACCACCGCCAUCAUUGGAUGGCCGAUAUCUGCCACCCAGAAACCACGAAACACCUCACGACGCUUAUCAUGCCGCUUCUCAAGAAGUUAGAGCUGCUUCUCAAGAAGUUAGAGCUACGGAUUUUAGUUUGGCGCCACCAUUGCCCGGUGAAGAAGGAUCUUUCAUUAACCCGCUGCCAAAUCCACAUCUGUAUCCUGGAGCAAUACCGCCUCUCUACAAGGCGGAACUUUUCAAUUAUUCUGUGGAAGCCGUCUCCAAUAGUAACUCGGAAUAUCUUGACGCCCCACCAGCAUCAUCAUCACCUGUUUUUGAAAAUGUUCUGUCCACGGGAAAUGGCUCUUUCCCGGGUGCAGAAUUCAAUUUUAACAGUGGAGCAUCCGUUUACUCACAUCCUUCAAAUUCUGAUCGAGGAGUUAUUCAUCAAGAAUAUAUCAAUCCUGGCGCGAACAAUGGAGAGCUCGACUACUUUAACCUUCAAAAUUAUGUUGCGCACGGCGAUUUGUCUCCUAGCGACACUCAGAUAUCUCACGGUCAUUCAGAUCUUAUACCAGACCAGCAAAGAUUUGAAAAUACCGCAACUCAAAGUUCAUUCGAUUCCAUAAGUCAUCAAACGUCGUUCGACAAUUCCGAUGUUUCCAUCGAUCAAAAUCUUUCCGGCAGCUACGGGAUUUCCGGUCUCGAUCAAAUACCGGGCAAUCUCGAGCACCAAUACAACGAUUUGUCCUCCAGCGCUAACGUUGCUGAAGACUCUCGCGCGCCUUUGCGCGUUACAGAUGGAUCUUCCGCAAAGAGUGAAGAUUCAAUACAUUUUGAGGAGUCACCGUUGCUAGAUUUCACGGACAAGGAUGAAAGUCGGACGGACUCGUCCUCGAUACCGCCGACCUCUAACGCGUUCACAGACUCCACUAAUACCGAGGCUGCCGGGACAACUUUAACACAUGAUGACGAAGUUUAUGGAACACAUCACGACAUUACUGCAACAGAAUCUUACUUUCCUGAGGAUCAUUUCCAGACGAUCAAGUUUGUAACACCUUCAGAAGAAUCGAAGAUCAACGAUACUACGACACAAGACUCCAAUGAAGGUCUCCGUGAUAAUAAGAUUCUUCGGGGGCAAGAUGUUUCUUAUAUUCCGCCAUCCGAUCAGGUUGGGUAUUUAUGGCCGAGCGUUUUAUCAACGACUUCGAGAAAUACAGAGAGCAGAAAGUAUUGGCCCUCUGCGAAACCUGUAUUGAACAUUUUUGACGAUGCGGAGGAAACAUUGAAUGAAAAUAUUAAUGUUAAACCGAAAGAUGCGAAUAAGACAUCAACGAAACUAAACGACAAGAAGAAGAAUAAACAGGUGCAAGUUAUUAUUCCCUACACGUCACAAUACACACCACUUCCGUUCCAUUCAUCACACGACUCACAUCACGAGCGAAAGGCUCUGAAUUUUACGAGGGAGUCCAAUCACGACUAUUUUAUCGAGGAAUCAAGACGCAAUGUUAAAGUUAGCCUUCCGAACUCUUCGUAUAUUUGGAAUAUUUCGACAUUAUUGGGAAAUAUUAUUAGGAAACCAGUCGGUAUUAAAGUAAAUAACUCCAUAGACGUACAUAAAUUGCAAAAGAAUAUUGAUAAUUGGACGAUACAGGAAUAUUCGAAGGGUACUACUGCUAGUACAAUAUCAUCUAGUUCGGUCAAUCCGUAUCUUUUCCCUUCAAAACAGAUUCCUGAUAAGUACCUGACAACCACCGAAUCUGUUAAUUCUGCAAUUGGUCCUUACAACGAUAAUGUUAAAACAUUUACUUUGGCCGGAUUCAGUUUCAAUGAUCUAGAUUACAAAGGUUCGGCCAGUGAGCAUGUGGAAGGACAGCGAGUAAAAAUGACUGAAAAUUCAAAGUCUGAAAGUUCUACUGAAGCUUCUACCGCAUCUACAAAGGACGACCUUAUAUGGCAGGGCUUCUCCGUGGAUAUUUCUCCGGUGAAUAAGGAACGUAUUUAUGUGGUGACGCCUCUGCCAUAUAACGUAACCACUCCAAAAUCAAAUUCUGCCGAUAAGAAGAAAGAAAAGGCGAUGAAAGAAGCAGACAGAAAUUCGAAAGUCUUAGAAACGGACACGAAAAGAACCAAGAAUAAGUCCAAUACGUUCGAGUUAAUCGAGAAAGCCUACCAAGUGUUACCUCAGGCUGUGAACAACUUGGCUGUAGCUUCUACGGGUCCUGAGAGCGUUCCUUUAUGGGGCAUUAUGGAGCACGAGGAAUUUGCGACGCUUGAUGAGAAUGAACACGAGAGCGAAGACAGUGAAUCUCUUGAAAGUCCUGUGUUGUAUGCUGGACACUCAAAGGUCUCACGUGCCAGGCGAUAACGAAUUAAUUGUGAAAAAUGCUCAAAAAGAUUAUUUGUGCAUGUGCAGACAAUAUUGAUAAUAUUUAGUGAAAAAUGAGUGAUUGUGAACAGUUAUUUUAUUAUAGAAUUCUUCGUGAUUGCAUUUCAACAAACUUCUUACUUGAUAAGAUUUAAUGCAAAUCGUAAUGUAAAUCCUCUCUCUCUUUCUCUCUCUCUCUCUCUCUCUCUCUCUCUUUCACUCACUCACUAUUUUGAGUCUACGUAUGUGCAUAAGUGAUUAUUGUGGCCAGUGUACCGGAUAAAUGUAUUUUAUAAUCCGAACAUGUGUAUUUCUACGAGUUAUAAGUAGUUCAAUAAGUCUAAAACAAGAAAUAGGAGAAACUGUGACAGCAUGGCAUUUGCACUAAGUUGUCAUCACAACUUUUGUUUGGAAAUCAAUAUU
Messenger RNA from Camponotus floridanus (Florida carpenter ant), 3742 nucleotides. RefSeq lists its product as uncharacterized. Bases 434 to 3319 code for a protein of 961 amino acids. The record is from RefSeq and is a predicted model, not a curated record. The transcript is spliced from 6 exons. NCBI's taxonomy places the organism in Eukaryota, Metazoa, Arthropoda, Insecta, Hymenoptera, Formicidae.